Molecule: messenger RNA, 1551 nt
Organism: Aspergillus affinis
Lineage: Eukaryota; Fungi; Ascomycota; Eurotiomycetes; Eurotiales; Aspergillaceae
Exons: 1
Source: RefSeq, a predicted model, not a curated record
AGCGCAGACGACGAGCUCGAGGAUUUGGAUGAAGGAUACGCUAGCGGAUCGACCGCGGGCAAUCCCGUUUCCAGUAGCUCCAUGAGCUUAUCGAGCUGGAGGAUCGACGGUCCUCGUAUCCCGGCCGGCCGGCGGCCCGCAGUAAUUCUAUCGAUCGAUCGCUCGAGCGAGAUCCCGUCCAGCGAAGGUUUUGGUACUCCCGUUUAUCCAGUACGGAGUAGUCCGAUCAGUUCAAGCCAGGAUCGUAACCGAUUGGCCGGCCGCACGUUUCAGGACCAGCUGGCGCGGAUGGUAGGGCGGUUCAUGGUGCGCGGCAGCCACGGCCCCAUGCAGACCUUGCUGGAUUGGCGGACCUACGGGCUCCGGAUUCAUUAUAACUGCAGUACCCCCGGUUAUGUCACGUGGCAGAGGACCGACGAGCUGCUGUACCAGCAGCUCCGUUUUACCAUGGGCGAUUUCCGCGGCUUCGUCCACGGGCUGGUCGGGGUGACGCGGGGGCUGCUGGACCAGCUGCUGUUCUCUUCGGCCGACCAGUUGGCACCCGCGAUCCCAUGGGGCCGGCUGUAUGAUAAUCCUAUCGAAGGGAAGGCCGGCUGGAGCUUUUUGCAGGAUAGUCGGACCGUGUGGCCCGUCGAAGGCAAACGAUGGUUGAUCGACCGGGUACGGGCCGAGCCGGCGCUGCAGGCGCAGUUUAUUCGGACCCACCGCUGCCAUCCCCCCAAGAUCCGCGCGUAUUUCCAGCAGGUUGUUAAAUUCAAGGAGCAACUCGCCAUACUGAUCUACAUCAGUGGCGGGCAACUCGCUCGGGCCCCCGAGCUGCUGAGCAUCCAGCACGUGAAUACCGAAACGAACGUGCGGCGGAAUAUCUAUAUCGACGACGGGCUGGUCACGCUGGUCACGGCGUACCACAAGGGAUUCCAUGUCAGUAACGACGUAAAGAUCAUCUACCGGUACCUGCCGCGGGAGGUAGGCGAGCUGAUAAUAUAUUACCUGUGGCUGGUGCAGCCGUUUGUCGAACAGCUUGACACGUGGCUCGAAAAACAGUCCCCUGCGCCACGCGACCCCCUGUCCCAACACCAGCGUGCGCUACUGUGGGAGCCCGACCCGGGGACGCGCCGCAUGUGGUCAUCGGACCGGUUCCGCGACGUACUGAAACGGGAGACCGAGCGGCGGCUUGGGCAGGCUAUCCACGCAGCCGCAUACCGGAAUAUCGCCAUUGGGAUCAGCCGGCAGUUCCUGCGGGCGGGCAGCCAGUUUCUCCAGAGCCAGAACGACCAGCGCGAGAGCGAGCGCGCUGCAACCGACCCCGACAAUGAAACCGCUAUGGACGAGGCGCAGUGGCUCGGCCACAUUGCUGACCUGCAGGCGGCCCAUUCGUCGCACGUCGCCGGUAUGAUUUACGGCCGGGAGCUGAUGGAGCAGGCCGGCAUCACCGCGUACCGGCAGGAGAUAUUCCGUUUAUCCAGUACGGACUGGCACCGCUUUUUAGGGUUUGCAUCGGCCCAGUUUGAGCCUCCGUCGGCACUGGAGAAACGUAAACGGGCGCCGUGA